Messenger RNA from Melitaea cinxia (Glanville fritillary), 1892 nucleotides. RefSeq lists its product as uncharacterized. The record is from RefSeq and is a predicted model, not a curated record. Gene Ontology annotation, molecular function: chitin binding. Lineage: Eukaryota; Metazoa; Arthropoda; Insecta; Lepidoptera; Nymphalidae. The coding region runs from base 1 to 1563 and encodes 520 amino acids. Gene Ontology annotation, cellular component: extracellular region. The transcript has 5 exons.
AUGGGGUCCUGGGAUUUUGGCACCAUUAAUCCAGGAAUUUGGAAACCUUUAAUCCAGGAUGAUUCGUAUGAAUACAUACACAUGACGGGCAGUCGGGUGAACAGUCCGACGACCAGGUUUACAUGUCAAGGUCGAGUCUCCGGUUACUACGCAGACGUCGAGACCGGUUGUCAGGUGUACCACAUGUGCGAUGGCCUGGGCCGGCAGUUCAGCUACUCCUGUCCGAACACCACGCUGUUCCAACAGCGCAUGCUCAUCUGUGACCACUGGUAUAUGGUCAACUGCAGCAAUUCAGAGAAUGACUAUGACGCAAACCUUCUCAUAGGUCAAAGAGACAAGCCGUUUGUAUCAGAGGCGGAGAUGCGGCUUCGUACUCCUCGGCCUGACAUCCUGUCGGUUCCACCUAACGAGAAGUACUACGAUGGGCUGAGGGAAGCUGAAUCAAAGUUUCCCAUUCAUCCAGACAACAGCAUAGUUGGACUAUCGGAUUCAAUCCUAAAUUCGAAUGACAAUGAUUUGGACAGUGACAAAAGAAACUACAGACCACCGUCGUCAUGGUCGACGACCUCUACGAAGAAGCGUCCAACAAAUGUUGACAGUGGAAGUUCAAAUACAAACUAUUUCAACAAAGUUAAAGUAAACUUAAAUGAGGAUAAUAACAUAAGGAAAGCAACAACGCAAAAUCCAAAUAAGUCUUCAAGUGUAACUAAUCGCCCAACUAAGAAAGUAAAUCCACCAUCUAAGGAAUUAGUACCACCGCUUUUACCACCAACGACAACCGAAAGUAGCGAUUUUGAAAUUGACAUUAGAAUGAAUACGACACCAGAUCCCGUUUACAAUUUCAUAAAACGCUUCGAUCCAAACUCGCCUGAUUCAAUUAAGACUACGAUGACUAAAACUGAAAUAAUUGAGCUCAAUCAACAUUUACCAGACGGCCAAGUCAGUUCAGAGGAAGAUAGGACACCGAGAAAGAACAAGAACUUCGGAAACAAUUUCAAUGCCCUCCAAGGCGAUGAGAAGAAAGGAACCAGUGUUAGUUCACGGUUUGAUUCGGUAAAUAAAAAACCGAAUCCUGAUUCGAAUAUCGAAUCUUCCAAUGUUCAAAUAGCACAACCAUCUAAGGAGCUCCAACCCCCAAAGUUCGAUAUAACGCCCAUAGCAUCAACAACCAUGGGCCCGCCUAUUUACUAUGAAUGGAAGUGGGCUGUACCAGCAUUUGACUUAGCACCACCCAAAUUCAGGAAUGAAACUAACACGACGACGGCCAAACCAGUGAAGCCAGGAAAGAGACCAUUUAGUGUCAUAACUAGAUCGACACCUAAAGUUAUAGAGCCUACCCCGACUAACACGGAGUAUAAUAUUAGUACGUACUUCGUCCCAGACUACGUGUUCCCUCUAGAUGGAGCCCAUCCAGGGUACAAUGAUGAAGACGCUGAGACUUCAUUCCAGGUCAAGGUAAAUAGACCAGGAAGGGCUAGCUAUGGUGAAAACCCAGCGUGUCCACACUGUCACCCAGCAUACCUUAAGCCUGGUAGCUGUGAACCUUGCAUUGUAAAGCGGUAACAAAUAUGUGCAAUGACUUUCGUCAAUUUAGGUUUUGUGUAUACAAAACAAUUGUCAUUUACAAUAAAUAUAAUUAAGGACAAAUUUUCAUCAAAAUCGUUUAGCAAAAUAAAAUACUGUAUAAAAUGAUUUUACACUUUAUCCUGUACUUUAUUUUGUAUUUUUUUCUUCGUAUAUCUAUAAUACUCUUUAGAGAGGCACAGCAUCGCAUAUGAUAUGUUUUUCAAGAUAACCUUACAAGUCACCAGAGAUUUAUCCUGGACAGCUUUAAUCUUCUUUCAUUGAUAAUAUAUUUAAAAAAAAAUACUUGGACGAAGGAACUUUGUUAA